GUGACCAUUUUCCUGACACUGAAAAACAUCCAAGUUUAAUGUUUUAUGGGAAAUAUUUGAAUUUAUGGUAAAAUGGAUUAUAAUCAAUUGUAAAGUAUAAAUACAAUGGAUCUUAUUAUUAAAUGAUUGAUAGCAUGGAUUAUAUAUGAGAACACGAAUAUUGUGGUUCUGCUGGUUGCUAAAGACAGCUCAUAUGGAAGAAUACGAUAGUUAUUUUCACAAAAAUGUUUAGUGGAAUUUUAUACACAUGGGACUAGCUGAUGUCAAAGUAUACAAAAAGGAGAGAAAAUGAUUUUAUCAAUGAGAAUAUGUGUAACUUUGGUGUGCGGAGUAAUAACGCCGUGUUUAGGUAGUUUUGUUCUGAGUGAAUGCUAUGGGGCAGUACUUGGGCUCAGUUGUCGCUAUGGUCACAAAAUACACGUCAUAGAGGACUAUUUUGGUCUCAGUAACCGAACAUCGGGCACUGACCAAUGUAAGUCUAUGGACGGAGAUUGUGUAGUGAAGAGCCGGAGAGAAACUAGUGUUAUACACAGGUUCUGUGAGGGACAACAGACAUGUAAUAGAUUCCAGGUGGAUAGACGUCAUUGUGGGGAAAAUCAAACUAAUUAUGAACAAGUGAAAUUUGACUGCAUUCCAGAAUCAUCAAUUAGUGAUAUAUGCAUUCCAACAAAAUACGAAACUAAACUUGGUUACUUAUCCAGCCCGCUGUUUCCGAAUGAAUACAGUCCUAAUCUUGACUGCCAAUGUACAUUAAAAGCCUCAGAUCCUUAUGUUAAAAUAGAACUUGAAACGAUACACUUUAUCGUAAAAUUUGACACUCCGUGUAAAGAUUGGCUGGAAAUCGGUAUGGGAGACCAGAAGAGGAAAGUAUGUGGACCAUACAGAGCUACUUUGUUAAGUGAUGUAUAUGCACUAAAAUUCCACUCUGACAAAGCCAAUGGUCACCAAGGAUUUUGGAUGAAAUUUUCAGUUUAUCCCCCUAAAUCCAAUGCCACUGUGAAAGUUGAGUGUAAUAUGAUCCAAACAACUACUACUACUACAACAACUACCACAGAGGCGACUACAACUGCCCUGGCGACAACACAAGAAUCUGAGGAACUCACUGACCUAUAUGACACUCUUGGAGAGGAAUAUGACUACAAGGACUAUACUGAAUAUAUCCAGGACUCCAACGAGGUAGACGAAGACAAGUACAAAACAACAGCCACUUCAGCAAGCACAACUAAAUAUAGAAAACCAACAACACAAGAAAGCACAGAUAGUAACACUUUAGUUGAAACCGAUGAUCCCGAUGAGUAUUUUGAACUUGAACCAACCUAUGCAACUACAAGUGCACGACCAGUGAAGAAAAAGAAAACUAAACUUAGGAAAAAGAAAGUUAAACUUAGAAAAGAGAAUAAGGGUAAUGAAGUGCAGCUGUCUCCUACGAGUGAUACCUAUUUACUAGAAGAAGAUCUCGAAAAUCUCGAUGGGUUAAUUAUCGAAGAGGAAAAUGAUGCCAAUAUGACAUACCCUAAUGGCACCCUUAUUAGCAGUUACGAAGACUCUAUCGCUGAAGAUACGGACAAGCGAAAGGCUGUCAACAGGAUGACGGGAAUCAUCAUCAUUGCCAUCUGUGUUGGUGGCAUUAUUCUCCUGAUCACCAUCCUUGGUAUACUCUUAUGUGUCAGUAAAAGGCGCAAGCCAAAGAAAAAAGAGGAACGGUUACGGAAACGAAGACUACAACAACGCCUGAACUCACUGAGCUUUUACGACAGCAUUCCAUUGUACGACAGUGUUGGUCGUAAAACGGUUCCUCAGGGAAUGCAAGAACACCAUGGUGUCUAUAAUGUCGGUAUGGCUAACAUGGUACCAGCACAGGCUCAAGGCCCGUAUGACACUGCUCCAAAGCCCCCUGGUUGGAAAGACUGGGGGAGUCAAGAGGGUGGGUCGGAUAAGGACAGUGCUGUGUAUGCUGAGUUAAGUGACAAGCAGUCCAGAGGUGGUAGAAGUGAAGCAGAGGACACGCCAGAUAGAUCCAGGAAACCAAGAAAAGAACACCAUGAUGAUUUGGACAGUGGUGUGAGUCUUAAAGUGCCAAAAGAGAGAAGCCUUGAUGAUGUGUAUACUCAUGUCUAA
Owenia fusiformis is the source of this 2118-nucleotide messenger RNA. The record is from the annotation of a GenBank genome assembly. Lineage: Eukaryota; Metazoa; Annelida; Polychaeta; Sabellida; Oweniidae.